Rhodofomes roseus is the source of this 923-nucleotide messenger RNA. RefSeq lists its product as uncharacterized. Gene Ontology annotation, cellular component: preribosome, large subunit precursor. The record is from RefSeq and is a predicted model, not a curated record. Lineage: Eukaryota; Fungi; Basidiomycota; Agaricomycetes; Polyporales; Fomitopsidaceae. The transcript has 3 exons. Bases 52 to 612 code for a protein of 186 amino acids. Gene Ontology annotation, biological process: ribosomal large subunit assembly.
CAACAUCGCUCGCGGCGGCGAGGACAGCGAGGACGGUCACGAACAACCACCAUGGCCCCGCCGCUGGCCCCGCCGCCGCAGAGACCGCCGCCGACGAGGAAGCGCACGCGAAAGCGCAAACGACGCGCAGCCUCAAGCUCGUCGUCGUCUGGCGCAGACUCGGACUCGGACUCUUCAGACAUCGCGGCCGCUCGUGCGCCUGUCCCCGCUGCUGCGUCUUCGUCGUCGGACACGGACUCGUCGUCGUCCUCGGAGGACGAGUCUCUGCCUCCUCGGCGCACCCAGCAGCGCACCCAGCAAAGUCCCCCGCCUCCGCCUGCAUCUCGCCGAUCGCCCACGCCAGAGCCUCAUCCCGUAGCUCCCUUCCCGGGGAACGCACAAGACGAGCAAAUACUCAGGCAACGCUUCAGAAAGUUCUGGAUGGCCUCCGUCGCAGAUGCCUUCAGCGAGGAUCUGGGGGAGAUUCGCAAGGAAGCCAACUUGUCCACUCCUCGACUCGCGCUUCUAAUCGACUCAUUGGCUGCGGGUGCCGACGUGUUCGCCCCUUCUCAUGGCGCGGGCGACGCGAGCAUCAAUGAGAUGGAUGUCGCGAUGAGCGAGCAGUCGACUUGAAAGCCACACAAUAGAACAUCGCAGUCGUUUGAUGGCCACUCCCGUAGGCCAGCGCAAAGCACUCGCUUUCCGUGGCGUCCCCUGAGGAGCCGCUCUACGAGGCUUCCGCAUGCGAGGGAACGUCGGUGUAGGUUGCGACAGGCUUCAAUUGCAGUGUCGGAUUCGUUGGUCAGUAUGUACCAUCCGUCGAGGCAAAUGUAGUUAUCGCUGCGGACUUUGGUGCAGUUGGUCAGUGGAUGUACGUCUCGAUCGAGGGUUGUCAUAUGGAUGUAACGCCUCGCCAUUGCCGAAGCAGACAGUUCAGGCAGGAC